Messenger RNA from Symsagittifera roscoffensis, 1890 nucleotides. Its product is annotated as centrosomal protein CCDC61-like. The coding region runs from base 5 to 1759 and encodes 584 amino acids. Gene Ontology annotation, cellular component: centrosome. Lineage: Eukaryota; Metazoa; Xenacoelomorpha; Acoela; Convolutidae. The transcript has a single exon. The record is from RefSeq and is a predicted model, not a curated record.
AGAAAUGGCUACUGAGUGGUCUUUACAAGAGGAAAUCAUUUUUCGAGGUGAACCAUAUCUAGUAUCGUUCAAUGCUGAUGAUGACGAAAAAUUCUCAGUCGAAGUUCAGUCAAGUGUUUCGGCUGACCAAUGGAGAGCAUCUUUUGAGAAAGAUUAUAUCGAAGAGCUCACUCAUAAAACUGGCAACUUCAAGCAAUUUGAUAUAUUUGCAAAUAUGCUAGAAAACGCAAUCACUGAAAGCAGUGAUGCUGUUUCACUUGAGCUUUUAACGUAUUCGGAUUUGGAAAAUUUAAGGAGUCAAAAGAAUGGAAACAUCACGAGCACACGACAACCAGUGUCUGCUCAUGCUAAAAAGGGUGAACUUACCUCAAAAAGAUAUCUAAUUUUGAUUUAUUCAGUUGAGUUCGACAGAAUACACUAUCCACUACCAUUGCCAUACAUGGGUAAACCGGACCCUGUUGAACUACAAAACGAAGUGCGCGCAUUGAAACAACAAUUGAGUAUAAAUUUGUCUCAAAUGUCAUCAGUUAAAAUUGACGAUAAUCAAAAAAUGCUCACUAGAAGAUUGAAAGACGAAAUAACCAGGCUGCAAAACGAAAAAGAAGAAAUUAUUCACGAGUUUGAGCUGUUCAAAAAAGAAGUCAAAGACUCCACUAAGACGAGCCUAGUUGCCAAAGAGAUGAAAGUUCUAAAAGGUGUAAUUAAAAAUCUGGAAGCUGAACUGCUAAGAGAGAAAUCUAAGCACCAGAAAGCUAUAAAUAAAUUAAACCAUGAGUACAACCAGCUUCUAGAUGAGAUCGAGGAAAGUAAAUCAAAUGAAAGAUCACUUCGAUCCAGGGUCAAAAACCUGACGGCUGAGCUCAACAUGGUUAAAGGUCGCUCUAAUGGUUACAACAGUAAUCUAACGUCACAACGAGUUAGUUCGCCAAAAAUGUCGCCAAGGUUGCCUAAGAAUUCGCCUGGAGUCAGCAGCCAGAACUCAUCACAAGCCAAAUACUUAAACGGAACGUCAGCACUCCAAAAAUCAACUCGAUCAAACAAGGUCGAAACUGAUUUUAGAGGAAGACAAAGGAAACGAACCAACUCUUUCGAGGACUUGCGAGUUGGAGCUCGUGGUAAUAAUAGAAGUCUAAGCAGAGAGUUACCCGUAAAUGGUGCAAGUAUGAGCCAUAGGUCACGUUCAAGGUCGCCAAGUGGAAGCACUUCUUCACGAACGAGAUUCGAUCCUACGAGUUAUAUCAAAGAAAAAGCAAUGAAGCACCAGGAAAAUAAAUUAAGACGAAGUGCGGAGCAGCUUCCUCAAAACAGACGUAGAAGAAUAUCUGCGAACGCUUCCGUGUCAUCGCAAAGAGGGAGGUCAUCUUCUUAUGAUCGGAGCAGUAGAGUCAUUGCGCCUCUAAAGACAUCUCAGAGGGGAGCUGGCUUUACAUCAGGCGAGGAAUCAGACGCGUCAUCACUAGCUAGUCGAAGAUCACGAAACUCCACGUCAGGCAGAAUUCUCACUAAGAAGAAUGGUCUGAACUCAUCUAAGGGAAGCAUCAGAAGUAAUAACGGCUCACUGCGAAAAGAUAGCGUCCCAAAGCCAAGAGCUUCAGAUCAUAUUUCGCCUCGUGAUUUGACUGCUGCAGUUAAUCGGUCUUUGCAAGCCACAGAACGCAGCCAAACUUCAAAUUUGGAUGUUCUUAAUCAGUCGGCAGAUUUGGAAGAUAUCGAUGCACGAUUAAAUGCACUUCAGGAAUUCAUGAAGCUAAAUCUCUAAUUCUAAUUUUGGCUGCCUUUUCUUGAAUAUAUGAGAACUGCUUAUCAGAACUUCUUGCCUUAUCGCAAUUGUAAAUAUGUGAAUAGUUUCUAGUUUGCCACCUUGUUUUAAUUUGACUACAAUUUUUCUGU